AUGCAGAAACGUAAUUACGCUCAAGUUGAGCGUGAAGCGCUUGCAAUCGUGUACGAAAUUCAGAAGUUCCAUAAGUACCUAUAUGGGAGGACACUUGAAAUCAUUACAGAUCAUCAGCCUUUGACACAAAUAUUCAGCCAACAAAGGCAUACAAGUCCGGUCGCAGUAGCUAGAGUACAGCGGUGGAUUAAUGUGCUUGCGGCCUACAGCUUCACCGUGAAGUAUCGUAAAGGUGAUGACCUAGGAAAUGCAGACGGCCUCUCCAGGGUACCAUUGCAACGCACCGUGGCGGUGCACAAAGAAGCCACAAAUUACGUUUCACCUUUGAAGGAUUUUCCCUUGACGGCGAAGGAAGUUGAGCGCGAAACGACGAAAGACAAUAUGUUACGUAAAGUUCGAGAAUUUACUCAGCAAGGUUGGCCAAAGAAGUGGAACCGAAAAAGGCUACCGGAAGAAUUCCAGCCAUUUGAAGUAAGAAAAGAGGAUCUCUCCGUAGACUGUGGGUGCUUGCUGUGGAACGGCCGCAUAGUAGUACCCGGUGCACUUCAGAACCAAGUAAAGGAUUUGCUACACGAAGACCACAUUGGUUUCAGCAGAAUCAAAAUGUUGGCACGGACAUUAGUAUGGUGGCCGAAAAUUGAUCGGGACCUGGAAGACAUAACAAGAAACUGCAGUGUAUGUCAAAGCAUGCAAAACGUGCAGCCAGCAGCACCAUUGCAACCAUGGGCCUACCCGGCUAGGAAAUGGGAACGGGUCCACAUGGACUUUGCGGAAGCCGAGGGGUCUCAUCUGUUAAUCAUAGUCGACGCUCACUCAAAAUGGGUGGAAGUAGGAGUGAUGCCAUCAACGAACGCCGCUCGGACAAUCGAAAAGUGCGUACCACUUUUGUGCGAUACGGACUGCCGUUAG
This is a messenger RNA of Ornithodoros turicata, 909 nucleotides long. RefSeq lists its product as uncharacterized. The transcript has a single exon. Gene Ontology annotation, molecular function: nucleic acid binding. Bases 1 to 909 code for a protein of 302 amino acids. Lineage: Eukaryota; Metazoa; Arthropoda; Arachnida; Ixodida; Argasidae. The record is from RefSeq and is a predicted model, not a curated record.